AUGAGCGUUAGAGAUUUACAGAUAAAAUGAGUUUAAAAGCUCAGGAACGGCUCAGUUGAACUGCAGUGUCUCAGGUUGGCUCUUUGGGCUCUCUGUCACUGAAGAAGAUCAUGAUGAAGCGUUCAUCUCUCCUCCUUCUCCUCCUGCUGGCGGAUGCUUCACGGGGAGAACUUCAGAAAAGAAUUAUAAAUGGAGAACCCUGUGAAAAAAGUGAAGGUACCCACCAUGUGGAUCUGUCUGUUACUAGUGACAAAGAUAAAGUUCAUUGUGGAGGGUCUCUGAUUGGUGAUCGCUGGGUUCUGACUGCUGCUCACUGUAACAAGCUAACUCCACCAAUAAAGACCAAGGUUCGGUUUGCUGGACGGGAUUUUAUCUACAGUCCAAAAUUAGUUGUCAAAAAGGGAGAACCCACAGACUUGAACAUACUAUUUUGUGGAAAUCUGGAAGUAACUAAUUGUCCGGACAUGUCUGCUUACCUUCACCACGAAGACCCCAGCAUACGGUCGUAUGCCUACGAUCGGCUUCUCUGUGCUGAGGAUAAAAAGUUUGACGCCUGCAGGGGGGAUUCAGGAGGCGGUAUGAUGGUGAAGGAAGGGGGUGUUGAUGUCCUGUAUGGAGUGGUUAGAGGUGGCUCUAAAAUUAUAUGUGAUGGUCCUAUAAAGUUCUUGGACGUCUGUCGCUACAGGACCUGGAUCCGUAAAAUUACUGGAAUAUAACAGUUCUGCUAAGAUUAGCGAAUAAAAACUGAUGAUAGCAAAUGUAAAUGUUAAUAAAGACAAAAAAAACCUGCUAAUAAAAAAAGAUC
Molecule: messenger RNA, 805 nt
Organism: Astyanax mexicanus (Mexican tetra)
Lineage: Eukaryota; Metazoa; Chordata; Actinopteri; Characiformes; Acestrorhamphidae
Product: kallikrein-6-like
Exons: 5
Coding region: 111-716 (201 amino acids)
Biological process (GO): proteolysis
Molecular function (GO): serine-type endopeptidase activity
Source: RefSeq, a predicted model, not a curated record